GAUUCAGCGCGUGGGCGUACAGUAAUUCAUCCGUAUUAAAGACGGCUGACACGGAAUAAGGCCAGUCGUAAGUACCGAGGAUAAUGCGGACUAUUCAGAUCCCAAUGGAUUCUACUAUAUACACACACAGAACUUCUCAGCAUACAUCAUGGCCCGCUACGGCCAAAGUGUGCUCUACUAUUAUGAAGGACAGUCGAUUCCAGCCUUCCUCGACAGCGCAAAACUGAUUGAUGAAGAGUCAGGCUGGAUGCCUCGAAGGUAGUCCCAACUCCUCGUAUUUACUCUUCAAAGGGCUGUACGUCGAAAGAAACUAGAAUUGAGGUUCCCGCCCUCAAUCAGUCACCGAACAUAUGGUUGGUCCACAGCGGUUCAUGAAGCAGUAAUUUUUCAGGGAUGCGCCAUCCGAGCGAGCGACAUGCGAUUCAUCGCUGGGGCGUGACUUGAACUAAUUUACGCUACGUCGCGACAUGCAACAGCUGCCGAGGUCCUAUUGUUUCCCAUAGUCUUAGUAGGAAAUCGCACCUUCAUGGGGAUAUGUACAUAUGAAGGCUUGGCAAUUUCAACGUUCCAUUGUUCCAACCUCCGAACCAAGACAAUAGAAGGACAUCGGAUCGACGGACACCACAUGGACGUGCAGGCUCGGACCGAAAUUUUGUCGCGUUUUCCAACAAGUCUGUCUAAACCGAGUAAAUCGAUUCAGUAUUCCUUGCCAUUCCCCAAUUCGACUUCAUUUUCACUGCACAUUUGGUCAUCGAAUGAGGCUCCAGCCUUAACGCGUCCCCUUCGGCACAUCGAUUGUGACAUUCAGCUCCGAGAUAUGGCCCAGCUCCAGGUUCCUAACACCCUUUUCAUGUGGGCUGCUCGUCAUCAAGUAGUAGCGUUGGACACUCCCAUUCUGGAUUGUACACACACAUCGACACUCCAUGGGCAGGGCGCGCAGCCGGAUCUUGUGGUGCCAGCGAUUCCUCCAGAGCGGUCCAAUACUGUCAAUCCAGCCUACCCUUAUCACUGGGUGCUUCCGCAGAACGUAGUUCAUUGGGGACUCACUCUUGCGACAAUUCAUAAUGAAUUUCCUCAGACUUGGAAUCUACCUUAUCCCCAUGUUGCCGGUGUUAAUCCUCAGUUCCUUCCUAUCCAGAACAUUGAACCGCAACGGCUCUUCUAUCAUGAGGCUGGCGUCACUAACUCCCUGUCAUACAUCGUAUUUGCCGAUUUAAGCCGCGUGUUGGGUUACAUCUUCUAUGGCAGCACUCCUGCGAACCAGCCACCACCGACCCUACGUGACCAGCAGACAACUGCGGUAACCACAGACAGUGGUAGCGGUUGUGAUUAUGGACGAAAGUUAUUUCUUCCUGACCGGGCGGUGGUCGAUUCAACGAAGCCGGCCCCACUUCCUGACAUACAACCUGACAGACAAGUUUGCCUCUGCCCCGGCGAUAUCAAGCCUAGCUACAAAUUUGAGGCUUCGUGGUAUUAUAUUUUCGCUCGGACUAAUCCGCUGAGGGACAUGGAGAAGGUGUGCAUAGAGUUCAGGAAGGUCAUUGCGCAGAUUGCCUUCUAUAUGGUCGAAUGUGCCGGCGAGAAUGGGCCUGGGGAGAGGUGGUUGAGUGCUCGAUAUGGGUACAUCAUCACUAAUAACGAAGUAAUGCUCCUGGAACGAACCCCGACACCCCAGAAUCAGAGGUUGAUCCGUGUCUCUGACGGGUUCCCACUGAGAGGCCAGGCCAGCCGUGCCAACGCCUUAUUUUGAAACCGUCUGUAAAUCGCUCAGAGAAACAAGUAGCGACGUAAUGACGAGCCCCACACAUGCGUAUCUUCUGUGGAGCCUCUGAUAGAAGACGUCUAAAGAGUGUAAAUUGUAUAGUACUGUUUAGUGAGCGUCGUAGCAAAUGUGUACCAAUUUCAAUGCUUUUAUAUUAGUACACUUGUAUCCCUUGUCGGGUUGUCGGG
Somion occarium is the source of this 1950-nucleotide messenger RNA. The record is from the annotation of a GenBank genome assembly. NCBI's taxonomy places the organism in Eukaryota, Fungi, Basidiomycota, Agaricomycetes, Polyporales, Cerrenaceae.